GCAUGUUGAUUGCCGUAGACGUCAGCCUGUUGUAAAUAUGGCUGAAGAAUGCUUAACUGAAGGCGAAGAUGAAAACAUUUUAUACGAUUUACUUGUUAUCAACGAGUGGCCGCCAGAGACCGACACACAGCUACGGGGCAACAAAGAGGACAACUCUCUAGUCGCGAAAGCUGUAACAGGUCCAUUCCGCUUAGUGCUGCACUAUUUGUUUCAUAGCCCCUCCAGCUCUUCUCUGUCUCCUGGGCUUGUACGGCUGACAAACAAGCAGAUCAACUGGCAGCAUGUUCUUUCAAGUAACGGCAAACUGUUGGCGGUGAUUCAAGACCAGUGUGUAGAAAUUAGGUCUGCGAGAGAUGACUUUGGCUCAGUCAUUGGAAAAUGUCAGGUGCCAAAAGACCCAAACCCACAGUGGCGACGGAUGGCGUGGAGCUCUGACUGCACGCUGCUGGCCUACUCCGACAGCACUGGCACCGUCCGGCUGUUUGACCUCAUGGGCGGCGAACUUUUUGUCAUCCCCCCGGUGGUGAGUUUUCCCGGAGAUUUCAGUUGUGCAGUCGCAGGCCUGAUCUUCCUGGAGUACACAGCCAGCGCUCAGUGGUCAGCUGAACUUCUUGUGAUCACAUACAGUGGAGGGCUUAAAAGCUACUUAGUCAGUGUGGGAACCAAUCAGAACUUCCAAGAGAACCACACCUUCAACUUUUCCACCCACUAUCCACAUGGCAUCACGGCAGCUGUUUACCAUCCUGCACACAGGUUGCUGCUGGUGGGGGGCUGUGAAUCAGGAGAGGACGGCGCCUCCAAGGCCACUCGCAGCGGCCUCACGGCCUGGAGGGCUCUCUCCAGUUCACCGCACUACAAGCAGGUCACCAGCUAUGAGGACGAUGUCCGCCUGAACCAGAAGAAAGGCCUCCUCAGGAUUCCCAGCUUUAGAUUCUUUCCCAGACAGGGAGAUGAAAAGGACGGCGUGUUUCGUAUGAGUUUGAGCCCUGACGGCCGCCUGCUGGCUGUCAUCCACUUCUCUGGACGCCUGUCUGUCUGGGACAUCCCCUCUUUCAAACAGAGGGCGUCAUGGAAACAGGACCAACAGCCGGGAUUUGAAGAGAUCAACCCAGAGUGGAAGACAUCACUGGAGAGAAGGAAGAAAAUAAAAGAUAAGGAGCAGUACUACCCACUGGUGGAUGUGAAUUGGUGGAGUGACGGCGUGUUGAUUCUUGCUCGCUGCUCUGGAUCAGUCACUGUCUCAUCGGUCAGAACAUUACGCAACCUUUUGGGGAAGUCCUGUGAAUGGUUUGAGCCCUCACCGCGAGUCGCUGCAGCCCAUGACGGCGGCUUUCUCAGCCUGGAGUGUGAGGUGAGGCUGGCCCACAAGCGUCUGCGUCUGGAGAGCAACUUCGCUGGUGAGGACGAAGAGGGAGAUGGCGGAGACUCGGACUCGGACGAAGAGUCCUCAGCCAAAGCCCGCUACUUCAGCUACAUCAAGCAGGGCCUGUAUUAUGUGACGGAGAUGGAACGGUUCGCUCCUCCACGCAAGCGCCCUCGCACUGUCGUCAAGAACUACCGUCUUGUCAGCCUGAGGUCCACCACGCCUGAGGAGCUUUACCAAAGAAAGAUUGACAAUGAGGAGUAUGGUGAAGCCCUGUCUCUCGCACAAGCCUACAAUCUGGACUCCGACCUGGUCUACCAGAGACAGUGGAGGAAGAGCACAGUCAGCAUCGCUUCAAUACAAGAUUAUCUGAGCAAGAUCCGCAAGCGCUCAUGGGUGUUGCACGAGUGUGUGGAGCGCGUCCCCGAGAAUGUGGAUGCAGCCAAGGAGCUGCUGCAGUACGGCCUCAAAGGGACGGAUAUUGAGGCCCUUGUGGCCAUAGGAAACAAUGAAGAUGGUGGCAGGUUUAUCAUGCCUGGCGACGUAGACCUUGAUGACCAGCCUUAUGAAGACAUGAUAUCAGAUGAUGAGGAGCUGGAGAGGAAGAAGGAGUGGGAGAGCAGGAGGAGACAAGAGCUGUUGGCCAAGGUUGACUUCAGCAGACUGACUCUGGAGCAGAAGGAGUUGUGUCGGAGCCGACUGAAACUGCUCUCCUAUCUGGACCGGCUGGCAACCUAUGAGGAGAUACUUGGCGGCCCUCACGCAGCAGAGCAGAAAUACGACGCCGAGUUUUUCAAGAAGUUCCGAAGUCAAAAUAUUGUUCUGUCUGCAAGAAACUACGCCCGGGAGAGUAAUGUGCAGGCCUUGGAUAUUCUCUUCACGUAUCACGGAGCACAACUCCUUCAGCACCGACUAGCUAUUCUUUACAACUUCCCAGAAACCACCUCUCCACAUGAGUACACCAUCUUGCUGCCUGAAGCCUGUGUGGAUGAAAGAGACGAGCUGGGGUUGAUUCCGUGGGACGAGCAGAGACACAGAGAAAUGGACUGGUGUGAGGCAGAGGAGUGCAGAGUGGUGCUGGACCAGAAUCCAUUUGAUGAUGAUUUCCUUUAUGAGGAAUCUCCUGAGAUGCUGAGAUUUCGGACAGCCACGCCUUCCAUUGAGCUUCUAACCGACUGGUACCGGAGUCGAGCGGAGGAUAUCGAGUCCUGCUCCAGACAGGUGGAUUGUGCACUGUCACUCGUGCGCCUAGGAAAGGAGCGGGAGAUCCCGGGACUGGAGCUCCUGUGUGAUGACCUGAUCACCAUGGAAACACUGGUGUAUGAGGCGUCAUGUGAUUUGAGCCUGACUCUGAAAGAGUUUCAGCAGCUUAAGGACAUCGACAAACUCUGCCUACUCAUGAAAAAUUCCAGCCCUGAGCGCUAUGUGAAAGAUGCCUUCCAGUGGAUGCUGCCGUUUCUGCACCGCUGCGAGGGCCAGAGAGCAGGUGCUGCCAGAUCUCUUUUUGCAGAAUACCUGAUCAGCCUGGCCCAGCGAGACCUUUCUCUGCCCCUCAUCAUUUGCCAACACUCCAAACCUGAUUGCCCACAGAAGAUCAUCGGGGACCCGGACCAGCUGAUGGAGGUCGCGUUGGAGUGCAUCUAUGGCUGCGAGCGGGACGACCAGCUCAGCCUCUGCUAUGACAUCCUGGAAUGUCUGCCGCAGAGGGGCUACGGACCUGAGACGGACGCAACUGCAUUGCUUCACGACCGGGUGGACAAACUUGAGAAGCACCUCAGUGUGGUGGAGAUACUGGAAAAGCAUGGCCUACAGAAGCCCAUUUCCUUUGUGAAGAAGAGCCAAGAUAGUGCAGAAGAGGCCCACCAGCUGAUGGUCAAGCUGUGUCGUCACACUGGCCGCAAGAUUCCUCCAGUGAGUGAGACUGUUUGGAAAGGCCUCCUGCAGGACCUGCUCGAAAUGCAGCAACAUGUUUAUGCAUGUCUAAAACCAGACACGUGCCAUCAGGUUUUUGUCGAGUCCCUGCUGUGCUCGAGCCGCGUGGAGAACAUUCGCCUGGCAGGGCAGUACAUGCAUUGCUCCAAGGUCAGCCAGGACGUUCCUGUCAGUUUGACUUUCCGGGGAAAAGCUUCUGCUCACAGGGUGGCCUAUGAUAACAGUGUAGACUUGGUGUUGGCUGCUGCGCGAGAGUACUUCAACUCUUCAACAUCUCUGACAGACCCCUGCAUGAAUUUGGCCAGGGCGUGUCUCCAGCUGAUCGCAGAUCGACCUCCAGCCAUUGAAGAGGAACUGGAUCUCAUCACCGCCCUCACCCAACUGGAUGACUUUGGUGUCCAUAUUUUGCCACUGCAAGUGCGACUGCGAUCUGAUCGGCUGUCUCUGAUCAAGGAGUGCCUCUCCCACUGCUCUGCAGCCUACAAGCAGUCCACCACUCUGCUCAGUCUGGCCUCGCUUCUCCGAGUGUCAGGACAUGAUGAAGCCACACGAAGAGGCCAGGUGCUGACCCUGCUGGCCGAGCAAGCUCUUCAAACCCUGGACUUCAAGACCUCCUACAUCCACUGUCAGGACCUCAUGGCUGCAGGUUACGGUGCAGCGUGGGAGGUGUGCAGCCUGCUUGGCCAGAGCGAGGGUUACGGGGACCUGGAGGCACGACAGGAACUACUUGCCUUCUCUCUAACACACUGUCCUCCCGACAACAUCCAGGGCCUCCUGGCUGCCUCCAGUGACCUGCAAACUCAGGUUUUGUAUCAGGCCGUCAACUACCAAAUGGAGCCAGUCGGUUCUGAGAUCGACAUGGAGAUCAAUGAGUCGGACUCUCUGAAGGUUUCUGCAGCACCUGCAGGCUCCGCCGCAGGUACGGCAGGGGAACUGCUGCACAGAACCACAGCUAAAACCAUGGAGGUGUUGACCACCACCGGCCUGACCACUAAAGCUGUGCUGACUGCAGUGACCGACCACCGAUGGUGGAAGGAAUCCCUAAACUACCUCCGGCCUCUGCAGGGUCACAGUGCAGGAACCGCACACCGGGAUAGGCUGUCUGAAAACUCCAACCUGGAGCGCCAAGGCUGCAGUCCCUUUUAUCAGGAGCUAAUUGACGACCCGUUUGUAGACCUGAGUCAAGAUGUGUACUCGGCCUGCAGAGAACCACCCGAAGAAAACUUUGCAGAGGUUUUGUUGCGGACAGGAAAGCUGGCGGAGGCCAAAACUGAAGGCAAAACGUUGUUUCCUGCAACAGAAGUUUUGCUUCAGCUGGCCAACGAUGCAUUUCCCAGAGAUAUGAUGCUGGCUCUGUCCUACUUACUGGCCCUGCCACAGGUACUGGACGCUAACAAGUGUUUUGAAAAGCAGUGCCACUCUGCCCUGUCUCUGCAGUUAGCUGCCUACUAUUACGCUCUGCAGAUCCACUCCCAGCUCAUGCCCUGCUUCAAGGACAAGAACCACGCUCUCUAUCAGACUGACCCAAAGAAGCUGAUCCAAUCCGUCACUCAACAUGUGUCUUCAUAUUCUGAUUGGCCGGAGGAGCUGCAGAAGCUCAUCAACCAGCUCCACGUGUACAACGAGCGCCUGACGGACUUCACCCAGGCGCAGGUCUUACAGGGUUUGGGUAGAGGAGUGGACGUCAACCGCUUCAGCUGCGACUCUGAUUACAAGAAAGCAACUAUUCUGGGCCUCACAGAGACUCUAGAUGACAGUGUGUACAGAAUCGCUCUGUCUCUGGCAAAGCGUUACAGCAUUUCUCUGUGGGAGGUCUACAUGACUCACCUGGAGUUUCUCUUUACAGAUAGCAGUCUUUCCACCAAGGAAAUUGAAGCCCGCAGUGACUCCCUUAGACUGUUUGAGACCUUGAAAAGUGACCCAGAGGCUUUCCACACCCACAUGACCAAAUAUGUUUUCCCAACGGUGGAAGGAACCGAUCUGGGACGCCUCCUCUACUAUUACACCUUGCUGGAUACCGCAGGAUGCGAGCCAUACGUCCUCGCCACCAUCAAGCCAAACUCUCACGUCAAGCUCCUCAAAAAGCUUCGAGUUGUUGCAAACGGUGUGAACUACCGAAAGCUGACUGAUGAAUCCUCUGACCCCUUGGCAACUCUGCAGCCCGUUCUGUCCAGUCAGAACGUGCUGUCCAUCUCCAAACACGUCAAUCGGCUGCCUUUGCCGGGAGGUGGAGGGGGAACCGUUUCUCCCAGUGCAGUUCAUGCAACAUGGCUGCAGAAGCUGUUUUGGAAAGGAGACCCCCACCUGCUCAAGAAACCCCCAAAGAGCGACUCGGACUACCUGCACGCAUAUGACACAUGCGCAAAAUACCUAGACCGAAUGGUCCCUGCUGAUGCUGUCAGCUUCCUGGACAGCAUCACCUUUUCUUCUGACGCAGUCAAAAAGCUGAGCGUCCAGGUGCGACUGGAGAUGAUAAAGCGAGCCACCAAAGCCCUGCGCCAGCUGAGCGAGAAGAGCAAGAAGAGAGGAGGCGAUGGCUGUGAAGAGCAGGAAGGGACGGGCCCAGCAGGGAUGACUUUUGAUGAGGCGCUAGCACACCUGCAGCAGUCUCAGGCCCACCUGGACACUUUGAGUCAUGCCUUCAUUCUGUCUCUGAGAGACAGCCAGCAGGAACAGCUUCGUGGUUACUGCGAACUCUACGACUUGUCUCGUUCUGACAGGUCAAAGGUUUGCGAGCUAGCGGUAACCAUGGUGACAGAUGGACAGGCUUUGGGGCAGAUAAGAGAGCUCCUAAAUGUUGCUGUUGGAUGCCAGGACCUGUCCGUCAAAAGUGUCCUUCAGGAGGCAGUGAGGAGGGUGGUAGCCGCACUCAGUGGAGACCCAGGCGCCCUGACAAAUUACUCACAACCUCUCAAGGUGCUGGAGGCCAUGGUGACUGCCGUGCACAACAAUGUGCAGAGUGGUGAUAAUGCAGUGACUUCAGACGACCUUCUGGCUUGGCUGCGGCCAUUCUGCGCUGACCCGGCUCUCGCCGUAAAGCCUCGCAUCGAUGUUCUGCAAAUCCUGGAGAGUAACUUCAGCCUCCAAGACAGCGAUGUCCGUCUUCUGCUGCUUUACAGAACUCAAGCUGUGCUCAAAGACAAAGAGGUCCAGAUAGAGGAUGUGGAGACUGAGGACAAAAGAUAUAGGCUUUUCCAAGAGAUGUUAGAUGCUGCAGAGAAGCUGGAGGACUUUCAACUACUCAUGCUUCUCCUGCAAGCAUGGCCACCUAUGAUGAAAGAAGAAGUGGCUGGGUCGGUGCAUAAUCCAUGGGUGGUGUUGACUUCAGUGCUGCUGACCCGCUGUCAGGUGUCAGAGGUUCAGUCAGACCUGGGUCAGAAGGUUGUUGCCAUGGUGAGGUCUCUUUAUCACACCAAACACAAGAUCCCUUCACAGUGUAUCGGACACAUAGCAAACCUGCUGCUGCAGAACCAGCCCAGCCUCCAGCAGCCUGCCCUUAAAUUGAUGUCUGAAAGCGGCGAUAAGCAGCUGCUGCAGCUGACUGUGGAUCAAAUCAACAGCAUGAGUGUGGAGUCUGCCUCCACCUGCGAUGAAGAACUUCUGUCGCUGCUCCUAGAUGCGGGCCUCUUGGUGGGCUGCGUCUCCUCCGCUCUGUACCCCCUGCUCAGCUCCCACAUGCUGACCCACCAGCAGGAGGGAGGCUGGGAUGUGGAGAAAGCUGCUGCAGAGCUGAUGGCAGCAGGCCACGGCCCAGAGGCAGGUUCUCUUCUGCUGGCUCACCGGGGAACUCACCAGGCCCAUUUCACCUUCAACUCCGCUUUGGCUGUUCUCAAAAAGUGGCUGUGAGGGGAGGCAGUUCCCCCACUCGCACACACACACUCACCUGGAGAAAUAAAACACACCUAGAGAGGGGAAAAAUGGAGAUCUGAGAAAGAAAAGGCCCAUAACAGAAUUAUUUGCACGCCCUCCUUCUGCAUUUCUAAUCAGGUUUGGAGAAGGUGAGCACGAGCCGCAGAGCUUGCCUCGAAGCUAGAAGAGGCAACGCCUUUAAUAUCCAAACAUCUGCUCAAUUAGGAGCAAAUAAAUACACAAACUUCCACAAACAUCAGCAUUCAGCCUAAUCAGAAGCCGCACGGACUGCCUGCAUUUAUUUGCAUGUGUUGUCUCCUAUUGUUUGAAAAAGUAAUUGAGCGGUCGCUCAGAAGCGGUGGGUGGAUAUUAGCCUAUUGUUCCAUUACAGGUCUCCCUCUUUAACAUCCCAUCGUUAGGCACCCUGCCUCAGCUCUAUUGUUUUCCCCCUAAUAAUAUCUAAUUAAUUCCUUCCAAACAAAUUAGCCCCCCAGCUGCCACGUGUUGUGUGUGUUUUUCAAAAUGAUCUAUGCAGCUGCAGCGGAGUGUGUUUGCUUCCUUUGUUUCACCUGAUGUGCAGCUGGAUAAUGUAUUUUAUCCCACCCUGCUUUCAGAUCACAAAAAUAAAAGAUGUUCCAAAUGA
Molecule: messenger RNA, 7787 nt
Organism: Oryzias latipes (Japanese medaka)
Lineage: Eukaryota; Metazoa; Chordata; Actinopteri; Beloniformes; Adrianichthyidae
Gene: nbas
Product: NBAS subunit of NRZ tethering complex
Biological process (GO): retrograde vesicle-mediated transport, Golgi to endoplasmic reticulum
Cellular component (GO): Dsl1/NZR complex
Molecular function (GO): SNARE binding
Source: RefSeq, a predicted model, not a curated record